Messenger RNA from Thelazia callipaeda (thelaziosis nematode), 1568 nucleotides. The record is from the annotation of a GenBank genome assembly. NCBI's taxonomy places the organism in Eukaryota, Metazoa, Nematoda, Chromadorea, Rhabditida, Thelaziidae.
AUGCCUAUAGUGAAUCGACUAAAAAAACUUUUUAUUCUUGGUUCAAAUUUUGGCAGUGAUAGUCACAAAUCAAGUUCUGGUAUUGGAAACAAGAUUACUCCAAGUAUUGUUCGAGUUGAAACGGACGUAUGUGAUUACUGGACAUUAGAUGAGGUAAUUGGUGAUGGUGCAUUUGGAAAUGUUUACAGAGCGCGAUCAAAAUUAGAUCCAAACAAAAUAGCCGCAGCAAAGGCUAUGGAAUUGGACGAUGAUGAAAGUCAAGAUGUUAUGGUUGAAGUUUCAAUUUUAACUCAGUGUAAACAUCCCAAUAUUGUCGAACUUUAUGAUGCAUUUACUAUGGGCAAUCGCGUUACCCUUUUACUGGAAUAUUGUGGCGGAGGAGCCGUUGACAGCAUAAUGAUGGAACUUUCACGUCAUCUUACGGAGCAACAAAUUCAUUACAUCAUGAAAGAAAUUUUAAAAGCACUGGAUUUUCUACACAAUAAAAAUGUAAUUCAUCGAGAUUUAAAAGCUGGCAAUGUACUGUUGACAAGCGAUGCUAGAGUAAAAUUAGCGGAUUUUGGCGUGUCUGCUUUGUGCAAAGAUGCGCGGGAAGUACGAUCUACAUUUAUUGGAACACCGUAUUGGAUGGCUCCAGAAGUAAUGGUAUGUGAGACAUUUCCUGAAAAGCAUUACAGUAAAUUAGCUGAUAUCUGGAGUUUUGGAAUUACUCUUAUUGAAAUGGCUGAAGAAAAACCACCAUAUGCUGAAAUGAAUCCAGCAAAAGUGAUUUUUAAAGUUAUAAAAGCAGAACCUCCAACUUUGGAGCGCCCCAGUUUGUGGUCGUCCAAUUUUCGACAUGUUAUCGCAAGAUGUUUAAUGAAAGACCCAGUAUACAGACCAACUGCUGCUAAUCUACUAGAACAUCCAUUUUUUGCUCAAGUGGGUUCAGUCCAGACUAUUCGAUCAUUAAUUAGCGAAGUAAAUGCUGAACAAAUUACAACAGAAUUAGUAAUGAAUAGUGACGAUGAAACAUUGUACGAUGAGGAUGAUGAUGAUACAGCAACUGUGAGCAGUGCAGCAACAGCCAGUGAGGUCAAACUAGACGAUACAAGUAGUCUUAGUAGUAAGCAAUUACGCCAUUUCAUUUUGCCUGGCACUUGUCAAAAAACAUCUAUGCCAGUGGAAACAGUCACUUCAAAAUUAGCAAUAGAAAAUAACGAUACAAUUGCUGCUGUAAAGUUAUCAUCAGCAUUACAAAUUAGCACUGUAUGUAUCGAAAAUAAUUCUGAGACCAUUGACAACUCAACGUGUUUAAUACCAAGAAAUACGCCAAAUUUACCGGAAAGCACUGUGGCAGUUGUGGAAAUCAAUGUUGGAGAUGAAGCAGAAUCAAAGAAAACAGAACUUGUCAAAAUUACUAAUGUAGAGAGCGGUGCUAUUUCUGGAGAAGCACAUCAUGAUGCAGCUGUAUCUGCCCUUCUAGAUCUCGAUAAAACAUUGAAUUUAGAAGGUGAAGGGAUCUAUGAAUCUGGUGAAGAAGGUAUGUUUGAUUCUCUUUUAAACUAUAUUGUCUUCAAUAUUUGAAA